Molecule: messenger RNA, 918 nt
Organism: Pteronotus mesoamericanus
Lineage: Eukaryota; Metazoa; Chordata; Mammalia; Chiroptera; Mormoopidae
Gene: FAM241B
Product: family with sequence similarity 241 member B
Exons: 3
Coding region: 100-462 (120 amino acids)
Cellular component (GO): intracellular membrane-bounded organelle
Source: RefSeq, a predicted model, not a curated record
GAGGAAUCGGCCUGGAAGCCGCGGCGAGUGGACGCGCUUGCAGCUUUCUGAGGUCUGAGGAAAGGUGAGGCCUAGCAGGAACCCAGAGCUCCAGGGAGGAUGGUGCGGAUCUUGGCCAAUGGGGAAAUCGUGCAGGACGACGACCCCCGUGUGAGGACCAAUAUCCCGCCACGCAGCAGCACCCCUCGACAGAGCCCUCUCAACAGGGGCCCUGGUGCCCCCCUGGGAGGCCCUGGCCUCCGGCAGCAGCAGGGGGGGGCCAGGCUAGGUGCCGCUCAGUCCCCCUUCAGUGACCUCAACCGGCAGCUGGUGAACAUGGGCUUUCCCCAGUGGCAUCUCGGCAACCACGCCGUGGAGCCCGUGACCUCCAUCCUGCUCCUCUUCCUGCUCAUGAUGCUCGGCGUGCGCGGACUCCUGCUGGUGGGCCUCGUCUACCUGGUGUCCCACCUGAGUCAGCGGUGACCUCUGCUGGGGGGGCAGGCGUAGGGGAGAGGGAGUUGCUAGGCCUUGGUGUGAGAGCAGGCACAUUGGGAGGGGAUCUAGUGGUGCCUUGAAGAUGUGCUCAGAGAAUGUUGUUUCCACAGUGUGUUAAGCAUGAUGCAGAGGGAACUUCUAGUGCAGCAUUCUAAGGUAUCAGGUGGAUCCUGUGAGCUGUUUUUAGGUGGCAUUGAGCCUGCAUUAAGCACAAACUCAGCAAGAAAGGGAUUCCCUUCCCAUUAUCUUCCAGUCCUUUUUUGCCAAGAAGACAGUCUCUGCUCAGUGCCAAUAUGUUCUCAUGCCUCUGGAACUUGCGCUGACUUCCCCUGUUACUAGGGAACAGGCCUUGGGCUUAGGGCAGGUAGGAAAAGUUUCCAGACUUUUAUAGCCCUGUUUUAACGGUAUAUUUUUAUUGGCUACCUUUUAUUUAUGACAGGUGGU